GCGAAGCUGAAGCGUGCUGUGCAUUGCCUGUGAUCACACAAGUGCGAGCGAUUCAUUGCUUACGGAACGAUAACUUCUGCGCGACGCCAGAACCGCUGCCGCGGAGGAGCCUGGAGCAAGGAGCAAGCGCUUCACACCGCUGCAGAGCAGCAGAGAGCCACGAUUGCGCCACACAAGAGCGCCCUCGUGAUAAUAGCGCUCCUCCGGCUCAUACCACGCGCCGGAGCGAUGACGACGAAGCGGGUCGCGCGCGUGCUGCCGCCGACGCCCGACGGUAUUGAGCGCGCCGGCGGCGUGCUCCGGAGCGGCGGCCUCUGCGCGUUUCCCACGGAGACGGUCUACGGCCUCGGCGCGAGCGCGCUCGACGAAAGAGCCGUAAGACGCGUCUUCGAGGUCAAGGAAAGGCCGCUCUCGGAUCCGCUGAUCGUGCACGUCGCGAAGCCCGAGGACGCGCCGGCGCUCGUUGAUUUAGAUGAGCCGUGCCGGAAGGCUUUUGAUGCAUUAACAGAGGCGUUCUGGCCCGGGCCAUUGACAUUAGUGUGCCCCGCACGAUCACAUUUACCGGACUGCCUCUCCGCGGGCACCUCAACGGUGGGCGUGCGCUGCCCGUCGCAUGAGUUGGCGAGACGACUCAUUGACGCGGCCGGCGUGCCUGUGGCGGCGCCGUCCGCCAACAAGUUCGGGCACGUGAGUCCCACGACGGCGGCGCACGUGCUGGACGAUCUGGGCGGCGAGGACAUCUCCAUUCUCGACGGCGGUGCUUCCGGGAGUGCGCAGUGCGAGCACGGUAUUGAGAGCACGGUCGUCGGGCUGAGGACGGAAGGUACGACAUGCCACCUGACGCUGUAUCGGCGAGGCGCGCUGCCGCGGGCCUCGUUAGAGGAGAUCUGCUCGCAAGUGGGGGCGCGCCUGAACACCGCGGAGACCUACGCGUCCGAAUCCAAACCCGACGCCUCGGGCAGCCCGGGCCAGCUCCUGACGCACUACGCGCCGCGCCUGCCCGCCGCGUUGUGUACUGUCGUCGCGGAUGCAGCAGCGGACGACGCGAAGAGCGACUCGUACCUCGCGAACUGCGUGGUGGUCGAUUUUGGUGGGAGGUUGAAGACUCUAGAAAAAGCCGCGCGCGCCUACCGCGACCUCUCGGCCGCGGGCGACGCCAAAGUCGCGGCGAACGCGCUCUUCGAUACAUUAAGAUGGGCCGAGGGCGUCCCGGGCGCGGCGAACGUGUUCAUCGCCGACCUCUCGGAGGAGCGCGCGUCGUCGGCGCUCAUCGCCGGCGUCGCGGACCGCGUCUACCGCGCGGCGUCGGGCAACGCCAUCGAGAUCCCUCGCAAGACAUAAGUGAAGUUCAUACCUACCUUGAACUGCGGACGCCUUCGCAACCGUUGUUGUGCGCAGGUUUUCUGGUGUUUGCUGUCCAGAUUGAUCGCGGCGAUGGCGUGCUGGUGAAAUAG
Molecule: messenger RNA, 1454 nt
Organism: Pelagomonas calceolata
Lineage: Eukaryota; Pelagophyceae; Pelagomonadales; Pelagomonadaceae
Source: the annotation of a GenBank genome assembly